AUGGCUCUAAAAAUACAAAACUAAUCCCAUAAAUAAGCAAAAGAACAGGAAAUUAAAACCGAAUAUAAUAUAAUAAAAUAAUUAAAUCAUCCUAAUAUUAUAAAAGUAUUCGAUUAUUAUGAUGAUCUUUAUCUAGAUUCUAAAUUUUGCGAAAAAGAAAACCGUGGUUUUACAAUGGAAUUAGCUAAAUGUGAUUUGUUAAACUUUUUAAAAUAAACACAAAAAAUGCCUAUUAAUCCAAAAUAAAUAAAAAAUAUUUUCUUAAAUAUUGCAAAAGCAUUAGAUUAUUUACAUAAUAGAGGAAUUUCUCACAACGAUAUAAAAUUAGAAAAUAUACUAAUUUUUGAUCGUAGAAUUUCUAUAAAUGAAAUAAUUAAUCAUGGAUGGUUUAAAGAUAAUAAUUUUUAUGAAUAAAAAGAAGAAGAAAGUUGUUGA
Molecule: messenger RNA, 435 nt
Organism: Ichthyophthirius multifiliis
Lineage: Eukaryota; Ciliophora; Oligohymenophorea; Hymenostomatida
Product: protein kinase domain protein
Exons: 2
Biological process (GO): mitotic DNA damage checkpoint signaling; protein phosphorylation
Cellular component (GO): nucleus
Molecular function (GO): ATP binding; protein serine/threonine kinase activity
Source: RefSeq, a predicted model, not a curated record